CAGGAGCUGCACUCAAUGAUCUUUGUUGGUCCCUUCUAACUCAGAAUAUUCUAUGAUUUUACAUUUCAUACACACAUAAAGUGCAUCCAGAAAAUCAACUUGUUUAGCGUUGGACAGGGAAGUACAUUAUUUGCCUAUAAUUCUAUCUAACAUUUAUUUUUAAUUCUUGGUGAAGCAGUUCUGUAAAUAUGUAGUCAUGCCAUUUCUUUUUUGUGAGAUUCUAUCUCUUACAUUCUAGCUAAGAGCCCUAGAAUGUUGCAAACCUUUCUUAAGACUGAAAUAACUAAAAUACUUCUAAAUCUGUAGACACUGACUGGUGUGGUUUUAGUUUGAGAGACAUGUCUAAUUUGAAUUGCAGCUGUACUGCCAAGUACAAUUCAAACUUAGGUUGUGUUUCUUUUUUUAUAAUUUAUGUGUCAGAUUAUGUAUAAAUAUUGGUGAAAUCUGUGACAAACUAAAUUCAGUGGCUGUAUCUGUACCAAAGGAAUAAUUAAAAUUAUAUUUAAAAUAUGUUUUAUAUUGCUGCAUGUAGAAUCAGCUGGGUUGGCCUCCUGGGAGACUUAAGAUCUUUUUAUCUGCAGAACAGGUAUUGCAGGCUUUGCCUCUCUGUGAGGUCUCAGCUGUUAUCUGAAAAGGAGUGUCACUCAAACAGGGACGAGUUACUUGAGGUGUCUCAUGUGGUUGUGCAGCCUGCAGAGCUGACAUGUCCUGGAAUCAGCUCCUGAACCAUGUCAGCCUGGCAGUGUGAGUCACACAGGCCAAUCACGGGCCAAACUCGUGUUGAUUCAGAAGCCCACGGCAGCAGCAGUGACCAGCAUCCACGACUCCGCUGUUGGUGUGACGCAGCAGGAGUGCGUUCCUCAAGAGGCUCCACGUGCCGGGAAGAGAAAUACUUUUCCUGAUUUCUGCACCCAAAAUUGAAAUCUACCACUGAAAUCAACAAAAAAGAAAUGAUAAAAUUUUUUCUUAUGGUUAACAAACAAGGUCAAACAAGACUGUCCAGGUAUUAUGAGCAUGUAGAAAUUAAUAAACGGACAAUGCUGGAAGCUGAAGUAAUCAAAAACUGUCUUUCCCGUUCGAAGGAUGAGUGCUCUUUUGUUGAGUAUAAGGACUUCAAGCUGGUGUACCGGCAGUAUGCAGCCCUCUUCAUAGUUGUUGGCAUCGACCAGACAGAGAAUGAGAUGGCAGUAUAUGAACUAAUUCAUAAUUUUGUGGAAGUUUUGGACAAAUACUUCAGCAGAGUGGGAUGUGUUAUGCUUAAUGAUCAUGAGAUGAGAUCAUCUGAGAUAAGAGAUCAAACUGUAACUAAUGCUGUCUAUCUCUUUUCCUUGCAGAGUGAAUUAGAUAUCAUGUUCAAUUUGGACAGAGUGCACAUCAUUUUGGAUGAAAUGGUGCUAAAUGGCUGCAUUGUGGAAACGAACCGGAACAGAAUUCUCGCCCCUCUGUUUGUGCUUGACAAAGUGGCCGAAGGCUAGGAAGAUGCAGGAGUGCCAUCUUACAAAAGAUGGCAAAAGCAUCAGGAAUGUGCCUAUAGCAGUUUUCUGCUGUUGCAAAACUGACUCAUGCAACAUCCAAAUUAGCUGGAAAAUAUUUUCCUUUUCUCUUAUACUCUGUCUACCCAGUGGGAAAGAUACAGCUAAACAUGUGGAUGCAUUUGGAUCAAACUUCACUGACCCAGCAGAAAUCUUCCUAGAAUGGUCAGUAAUUAUAAAACCUUUUUUUGGAUGAAACAAUGGAAACUUACCAUGACUGACUAGGUAUCACUUGGAAUUAUGUAGUAUCAUGCCAGACCUAGAAGACAAAAUACAUGGAAAUAUAAAUUCAAACUGAGUUUCAGUUCUUCCCUUUAAGCACCAACUUAACUUAUUUUCAUACAAAUUUACUGUUAAUAAUAGUUCUAUGACUUUUAUACCUACUUUUAAACUAUAUUCAUCCUUCAUAGAAAAGCUGGUUUCCCUACCUUUGCCAUUCAAGUCAUUGACACAAAAAGAAAAGUACAGAUGUAUUAAGUAUUUCUGCAUACUCUGCAAGUUGUAACUGGAAUUAUUUAGCACUUAAAUAUUAUAUUAAUAAAAGAUAAUUAAAAUCAGAA
This is a messenger RNA of Passer domesticus (house sparrow), 2092 nucleotides long. It is a transcript of the gene AP4S1, whose product is annotated as adaptor related protein complex 4 subunit sigma 1. The record is from RefSeq and is a predicted model, not a curated record. The coding region runs from base 951 to 1475 and encodes 174 amino acids. NCBI's taxonomy places the organism in Eukaryota, Metazoa, Chordata, Aves, Passeriformes, Passeridae. Gene Ontology annotation, cellular component: intracellular membrane-bounded organelle. The transcript has 7 exons. Gene Ontology annotation, biological process: protein transport; vesicle-mediated transport.